This is a messenger RNA of Kogia breviceps (pygmy sperm whale), 2203 nucleotides long. RefSeq names its product STEAP4 metalloreductase (gene STEAP4). Lineage: Eukaryota; Metazoa; Chordata; Mammalia; Artiodactyla; Physeteridae. The record is from RefSeq and is a predicted model, not a curated record. Gene Ontology annotation, cellular component: endosome; plasma membrane. Gene Ontology annotation, biological process: copper ion import. Gene Ontology annotation, molecular function: cupric reductase (NADH) activity; ferric-chelate reductase (NADPH) activity.
AGCUUGAACUCUUCCUGGAAACGCUUGCUUUCUUCACCGCUUCUCUUGCGCAAUCUAGUGGGCCCUCCCUCCGCUCUCCGGCUUCUUAUACCGACGAGAGCGGCGAACCGCAGCCCCGAGCCUGAACGCCACACAGCGUCCCCUCUCGGCCCGGCACUCAGCGCGCCCCGCAGCAGCCACGCUGGACCACAGCUGCCUGGGAAACACCUCUCCCGCAGUUAUGGAGAAAACUACAGAUGUACUUCUUCUCACUAUGAAUUCUUCAGAUAAGCAAGAGACUGUAUGUAUUUUUGGAACUGGAGAUUUUGGACAAUCACUAGGACUUGAAAUGCUCCAAUGUGGUUAUUCUAUUGUUUUUGGAAGUCGAAACCCCCGGAUGUCCAGUCUGCUGCCCAACGGUGCAGAGGUCCUGAGCUACUCAGCAGCGGCCCAGAAAUCUGACAUUAUAAUCAUAGCAAUCCACAGGGAACAUUACAAUUUUCUCACAGAAUUAACUGAGGUUCUCAAUGGGAAAAUACUGGUCGAUGUUAGCAACAACCUCAAAAUCAAGCAGUAUCCGGAAUCAAAUGCAGAGUACCUUGCUCAUUUGGUGCCGGGAGCCCGCGUGGUAAAAGCAUUUAACACCAUCUCAGCCUGGGCUCUCCAGUCAAGGGCACUGGAUGCAAGUCGGCAGGUGUUUGUCUGCGGAAAUGACAGCAAAGCCAAGCAAAGAGUGAUGGAUAUUGUUCGUAGUCUUGGACUUACUCCAUUGGAUAAAGGAUCUCUCAUGGCAGCCAAUGAAAUUGAAAACUACCCACUGCAACUAUUUCCAAUGUGGAAGUUCCCCUUCUAUUUGUCUGCUGUUCUGUGUGUAUUCUUCUUUUUCUAUUGUGUAAUAAGAGAAGUAAUCUACCCUUAUGUUUAUGAAAAAAAAGAUAGGACAUUCCGCCUGGCUAUUUCUAUUCCAAAUCGUGUCUUUCCAAUAGCAGCACUUACACUGCUGGCCUUGGUUUACCUCCCUGGUGUUAUUGCUGCCAUCCUGCAGCUGUACCGAGGUACAAAAUACCGCCGAUUCCCAGACUGGCUUGACCACUGGAUGCUUUGCAGAAAGCAGCUUGGCUUGAUAGCACUGGGAUUUGCCUUCCUUCAUGUCCUUUACACACUUGUGAUCCCUAUUCGUUAUUAUGUACGAUGGACAUCGACCAACAGAACCAUUGCCCAGGCAAUAGCCAAGAAAGAAAGUCCAUUUAGUACCUCUACUGCCUGGCUCAGCGAUUCAUAUGUUGCUAUGGGAAUGCUUGGAUUUUUCCUGUUUGUACUCCUGGGAAUCACUUCCUUGCCAUCAGUUAGCAACAUGGUCAACUGGAGAGAGUUCCGAUUUGUCCAGUCCAAACUGGGUUAUUUGACCCUGAUCUUGUGCACAGCCCACACCUUGGUGUACGGCGGAAAGAGAUUCCUCAGUCCUUCAAGCCUCGUCUGGUAUCUUCCUUCAGCCUACGUGAUAGCACUGAUCAUCCCUUGCACAGUGUUGGUGAUCAAGUUCAUCCUCAUCCUGCCGUGUAUAGACAAGACCCUUACACGGAUCCGCGAGGGCUGGGAAAGGAACCCGAAAUUCUCAGAAUCAGCAUUGAAUGGAAAAACAGAUAUUUAAAGCAAAGUUCAAUUCACCUGGACUUCUUAACUAUGGUGAUGUAUGUUUAGAGAAUAAUAAUGGGUGCAGUGAAGAAAGCGUUUUUCUCCCACCACGGACUGAAGCUUGUGAACACAGAAAGAAAUCAUGCCUGACUUUGAAAAAUGGACACCGUUUGAGCUCAGGCUGGUGUUGAAUCGGUGUUGCCCCCUGCCUCUCCUUUUGCUGGAGUUGGGGGUGCUGAGGUCACGAUUAGCUUUGUGGUUUCACACUAGGAAGCUUCUUUGUUGUGGGCAGCAUGCAUGACCUAAUGUCUUGCAAAAUCUAGGGGAAGUCCAUGCACUUUCCUUCUCUGGUUCAAGGGCAGAGAGGACUGAAAGAGAAAACAGUUAAGAUGGCGGCCACUGAUAAAGGCUUUAUUAGAUAUGUCUGAAGAAGAGGGCGGAGGAAGUAAAAGGAAUGAGAUUUUUAGUUUGGUUUUUGGCAGUGCAGGCUAUCAUAAAUAUUGCCAUGGUGAAUUCUGUAGUUGUGUGUGCCCUUUGAUUUUGUUACCAAUAUGGAUGUGUAGUGUGGGGAAUUAUUUUAUAAAACAAU